Messenger RNA from Folsomia candida, 3273 nucleotides. It is a transcript of the gene RASSF8, whose product is annotated as ras association domain-containing protein 8. Bases 743 to 2683 code for a protein of 646 amino acids. The transcript is spliced from 9 exons. Gene Ontology annotation, biological process: signal transduction. The record is from RefSeq and is a predicted model, not a curated record. NCBI's taxonomy places the organism in Eukaryota, Metazoa, Arthropoda, Collembola, Entomobryomorpha, Isotomidae.
UCUUCACUCCACCACAGACGGUGUUGCUCACAGCACACGGAUCAAGGAAGCUCACAGCCAGGAACAUUUGUUUGUCGCCCCUCUUUUACAGCAGCAACAGCAUCACAUAAAUAAAUAAAUAAUAUCAACUAAUUUAAAUAUUCUCAAUCACAACAACAACAACAUAAUUAACUGAUUACAAAUUUGCAUGGCCAGCUUCGGUGGAACUUGCAUUGGUGACAGUAAAUUUGAAUAGGAGCCUCCUAUUAGGGAGGACGAAUAACCAAAAUUUUGUGAUUUUAACAUAACAAAGGAUUAACAUUUAAUACAUCAUUCAUUCCAUUUUUAAAGGGUGGAUCCGAAAUUGGGAAGAAGUAAAGUUAAAACUGUUUUAAUUUAGUCGUUAUUACUGGACAAAAUUUCCUAUAUGAGAGAUGUAAACGAUUAAAUAAACUUGUUUUAAGAAGGCGAUUCCCUGGAUUAGUGGAGAGAGGGGAUUAAGUCGAAGAUCGGUCAUUAACCUGCCGUUAAGUAAUUAUGUUACUGUUGAUAAGGCCUUAUCAUUGAUUAUCAAGCAGUGUGAAGAGCAAUUGGGCAGCGACGUACAUUCAUGUAUGCACACAAGAUAUCACGGUUCGAAUUAGAUUGUACGAGUUUCGAGUAAUCCACAACCUCUAGACUGAGUACACACAUUCUUGCCUCGCCAACUACAUGAUGAUGGCGACAAUCUCAAUAAUAACCGCCACCACUUGAUCAGUUCGUAAUGGAGCUAAAAGUUUGGGUUGAAGGGAUUCAACGCAUUGUUUGUGGGGUCAACGAAAAAACAACAUGUCAAGACGUUGUGUUCGCCCUGGCACACGCAACCGGAAAGACUGGACGAUUCACAUUAAUUGAGCGAUGGCGUAACAGUGAGCGACUGCUGGCACCCAGUGAGCAACCUUUAAAGGUGCUGUUGAACGGCGGUAGGGGCGAACAUUCGAACGACAUGCAAUUUAUCCUACAGUGGUCUCCACUGGAAUCUGCCACCAACGCCUCAAAUAGAUCUGGUCAGGUGCCUCUGCAGAAAGUGCAAAGGGUCGUGGAGAGCAGUUGCAGUGAUAACAGUUCAUCCCAUUCCCCAUCGCCUCUCUCAAAACCUAACCACCAAUUUACCACCACUGGAUCUCCUAGUACCUUAAUUGGACCAAUUGGUGGAACUCUUCAACCAAAUGGUCCCAAGAAAAAUUCCGGAUCGUCCUCCUCCUACACUUCCAACGACUCGAGAUUGUGGAGUCCCUUUAGUCAAAAUGGUCCCAAUGGAUCCUCUGCCACUAUGCUGCCCAAUACGGAAACUUUUAAUGAUAUAAGAUCCCAACCACCAUCCGCUUCAGGAAGUGUAAGGGGUGGAGCACCGACUCAAAGAUUACCACUUGACCACGUGUUUUAUGGGAACAAACCGAGUGAGAAAUCAAGUAUAAGUAGUCCACCACCGUAUAGAGAACCUCCAAGUCCCUCCUCGGCCCAUAAUAAUCAAACCCCGCCAUUGGCAUCACCUCAAACUGUGAACAUGGUGGGGAUGAAAAGCUUACCUCCGUACAGAGAACCUCCUCCACCAAAUCUCACUGGUCCCCCCAAUUUUGCCGUCAAGAACAUCAAUAGCAACAGCAGCAAGUGCAACUCUCCAUCCACGUCGUCCUUGGGGACGAAUGCAGGGUACAAUGACGGAAACAAUAGUGGAAUGAUGUCUGCAAACAAUGUGAUGAACGGUGGUGGUGUCCACGGCUUUAGUAUUCCCAGUCAGAAUGAUUUCGUCAAGUAUGCAUCCCCUAGUUCACAGCAACAAGACUCUCUUUCCUCUGGUGUCAGUUCAAAUGAUGUAGAAAGCUGGAAAAAUAAGGAUCACAGUUUGAUGAAUGGCGAUAGCUCAUCUAAUCAAAAUGGGUCGUCCAACCCUAAAGUCUCACCCCAGUCUUACUCCUCUAACACUAACUCUCAUUACCGAGAAUUAAUACGAGUUGUAAAUUCUCAACGAGAAAAACUGACAUCCCAACAAGCCGAACUGACUCAAUACGACGCAGAGAUAAUGUUCUGGGAGGGGAAGUCCAAAGAGCAGCAGAAGCACAUGGAUCUUAUAAACAAAGAAAUCUCACGCUUGGAGGUCGUCAGUGCACAACAUGAAAGUCAAGCCUUGUCCCUAGCUCAUCUCGAGGAGGAGUGUGAAUACACGCAGAGAGAGUCGGUAGCUUUAAAAUCUGAAAUCAACAAUUUGCGUGCAGAGCUUGAGAAAUGUGACGAUGAAAUUGAUCAAUGCAAACAACGCAUUAGUGUUCUGAUGGAAGAAUUACACUUAACCCAACACCUUAUGAACCAGCGACAGCAAGAAUGGUUAGAGAAGGAGGCGGCUACUCUCGCAGAGAUUGAAGGACUACGGAAGGACCUAGAUGUGGCGAGAAGGGAAACUGACACGGCCAAGGAUCUGUCCGUGAGCUUAGACAAAGAAGUGCAGUCUAUCGAGACCAGUUUGGAUGAGAAGAAGAAGCAGAUGGAACGCCUGAUUGCAGCCAUGAAAGAAGCGAAUCUUCAGAGCUUAAGUAUCCAACCUCCAGAAGACCUUAUAGAUCUUGUGCACCACAGGUCUGGAAGCACACGACGAAUGAUCGGAUCUCCACGACAGUUGGAAAAUGCGGCACCCACGAGCAAAAAUCCUCACGGGGUUUGGGUCUGAAUACAGAAAGUCACUUAGUCAUUGAUGUUAGUUGAUCAAGCCAAUGCAUCACUAUUAUAUUAUAUUGUUAUAGUAUAUCGUUAUAUUAUAUACCAUAUAUUGCGCCACGUUUUCCUAAUUAUGAUUGAAUAUUAUCGUAUAUUGUAUACACAUUUUGUUCAGUUCGGCGUGUACACAUAGACUAUAUCCCACAUCAAUCCAAUGACUUGCAACAUUAUCGUAUUCCGCUAAAAAAGUAUGAAUCUAAUAAUAUAUCCACUUGAAAAAUAGGCAUAUUAUAUGUAAUUCAGUCGUCUAUUCACUACCGUAUAAUUCCCUAAUUUUGGUAUAUCCAACAAUUUUCCCAAUGUCGUCCUAGUUUUUUUCUAAAUUUGAAGCCUGAGUUUAUAUCGGUUAAUUUUUUACACUAUUAUUACCACCGCCACCGUAUUGCUAGCUUAUAUAUAUAUAUAUAUAAGAUAUAUAUAUAUUAAUGUGUGUAUACAUAUACGACUUCCCUUUGUGUUCCAGUUGUCAUUUCAGUAUUAGCUUUAACGAUGAUGGCUUAUGACGUUACAAAAAAUAAUAAAUUAUGCGAUUGUGACUCGUUA